AUGAGCAGAAGCCAAAAUGCCAAUCAAGUCGGAAUUCUAGCGGCAGAAGUUUACUUUCCAAGGCAUUUUGUCGACCAGAAAGAACUGGAGAAAUUUGAUGGAGUUUCUGAGGGAAAAUACACGAUCGGGCUUGGCCAAGAACGAAUGGGAAUCGUCUCUGACCGCGAAGACGUCAAUUCUAUCGCAUUGACGGUUUUGGACAAAUUGAUCAAGUCGUACGAUUUGGAUCUGAAGAAUGUUGGAAGACUGGAAGUCGGAACGGAAACGAUGGUCGACAAGUCCAAAAGUGUCAAAAGUUAUUUGAUGCAGCGAUUCGAGGAAGCGGAGAACUUUGACCUGGAAGGCGUGGACAAUAAAAACGCGUGCUAUGGUGGAACGGCGGCGCUUUUCAACACUGUGAAUUGGGUAGAGAGCAGCGCUUGGGACGGGCGCUAUGGAAUCGUCGUCAUGGCCGACAUCGCCAUUUACGGGAAGGGAGCAGCCAGGCCGACUGGUGGAGUCGGUGCAGUUGCUUUGCUAAUUGGGCCGGACGCGCCGCUGGAAAUUAAACCUGUCAAGCAGCAUUAUAUGAGACAUACCUACGACUUCUACAAACCCGACCUGACCUCCGAGUACCCAGUUGUAGACGGUCCCCUCUCAAUCACGUGCUACUUCGAAGCUUUAGACAAAUGCUACUCUGGCUGGCGCCAGAAAACAAAGAAGAAUUCCUCUUUCUCGUUUUUAGAGAACUUGGACUAUUUCUGCUUCCACGCGCCUUUCGCCAAGCUCGUCGAAAAAUCCUUCGCCAGGUUGCUUUUCGGCGAUCUUCAGUGCUGCCCGGAGCAGCUCCAGAGCAAAAUCGGCAAAGAGGCUUUUGAGCAGCUCGAAAAAUACAGAAACGUUUCGAGUAGCGAUUCUCUCAAGGACAAAACGCUGGAGAAAACUUUAACUACAGUCGCCAAGCCUCUUUUCAAAACAAUGUGUCUUCCCUCUUUAAAAAUCUCCAAAAACGUCGGAAACAUGUACACGCCCAGUCUCUACGGUUGCAUUUUAUCGCUCCUUUCGACGGGCAAACUGACGGGCGGUGAGAAGCUAGGCUGUUUUUCGUAUGGAUCCGGAUUGUCCGCGACUUUUUAUACGAUUCAAGUGCACGCAGGGGACAAGUUACAGAAGCUAAAUAAUAUUACGGGGCUGAUAGAUGAGAGGCUGAACGCUAGAACGCAGAUUUCGUGUCCUGAGUUGGUGGAUUUCGCAAGUAAACGAGAAGCAGCGAACAAAGUCAGCAGCGAAAGUUUAAAAAACGCUGCUUUUUCGCCUUCUGGUCCGGUCGACUCGCUCGAGUCUGGAACAAUUGUGAAAAUGGGCAUCGUUGAUUUUUACUCUGGCUACGGCGCCUACCACCACAAUGUUGUGAAUAAAUGGAUUCACAUCGUUUGUAUCCCGCUCAUUCUCUACUCGAUUUGUGGACUCUUCGAAUAUUGCAAGGUAGAAAUCGCCGAUCGCCAAGUAAACGUCUCCUUGAUCAUCAUGAGCUUCUGGUAUGUUUACUACAUGAUUCUGCACGCUUUUGCUGGCUUCAUCACCGCCAGCGUCUCGCUCAUCGUCCACUUCUACUACAUUCUACCUCUCGUCCAAAAAGGCGACGAAAACACCUUCUACUUUCUGCUCGCAGUUCAAAUCUUCGGCUGGGUCGCUCAAUUCGUCGGACACGGCGUUUUCGAGGGCCGCAAACCUGCGCUAAUGGACAAUAUUCUUCAAGCUUUCUCCGCUCCGCUCUUCGUAACGAUGGAAAUCCUGUUCAUGUUCGGCUACAGUCCCGAACUCGAGGCCGCUUGCGAACAAGAAGUCCUCAGAAAAAUGCCAAAGAAGAAAUAA
Oikopleura dioica is the source of this 1854-nucleotide messenger RNA. The record is from the annotation of a GenBank genome assembly. NCBI's taxonomy places the organism in Eukaryota, Metazoa, Chordata, Appendicularia, Copelata, Oikopleuridae.